UUUUGUUUCUUCUUGCUUGGUCGCCAGUCCACCGUUCGCUAAUAGACUUUGAAAAAACCAUGUUUAAAAAACCAUUGACCAAUCUCAAAUCAUUCAGUCCACUGCGUUCCUCUGAUCGACGACGAUUCCAGAAUGAAGUCUACGAUGCUUAUCCUUCCAUCAAAGAAGAAUGUACAAAAGAAGGUGCUACGCCCUUGAUGCCCGACACGCUUCAGUCAGCAAAGUUUGUCACGCAUAUCAAAGUGGGAGGCACCAUGUAUGUCGUCGAUAAAAAUCCACUGUGGCUCAAAGUAGAUAACCUUAAACCUGUACCGACCGUCUACACCAUGUGGCGCUGGCCCGAUAUUCUGCCAAAGUUGUACACGUGGGGUCCAGUGAUUCAUAAACUUAUGGAAGGCGCAGAUCUCAUGAUUCCCGGUCUUGUGUAUGGCCCCGAAGGCACAUUGCCAAACUUGGAUACAGGUGAUUUAGUCGCCAUUACCAUCAAGGAUUAUCCGUUCCCGCUCGCGGUGGGCACCAUGGCAUUGCCUAGCAAAGAUAUCAAGGUUCGCUCAGGCAUGAAAGGCAAAGCGGUUCACAUUAUUCAUGUUUUCCACGACUACCUGUGGUCCAUGGGUGAUAAAUCAGAACCACCGGAACUGCAAGUGGGAUCCGAAAGUGACACCGACGAAGAGGAAGAGGACGGUCAAGAGAACCCUUCCUCUGCACAAGAUGACAUGGAAUCCGCCCCAGUUCCCGCUCCCGUUGCCGCAGUACAAGAAAAUGAGGAUGCACAAGAAGAAAGCACAGAAUCAUCGACUGUGCAACUUACAACAAAUGAAAUCGAUGACCUGUUGAAGGUUGCGCUUUAUCAAGCACUGUGCUUCAAAGUGACAUCGGAACAAGCGGCGACCCUCCUUCCUAUAUCUGCAUCUACUCUUUAUGCCUCUUAUAUUUUGCCAAGUCGGCCUUUUGAUGUAGGCAGUGAGGUCGAUGUGAAAAAAUCAAGCUGGAAAAAAGUACAAAAAUUCUUGAAAGUUAUGGAGAAGAAUGGUUUACUGAAAUUGAAAGAACAACGAGGAGAAACCAUGGUCACUUCCAUCAAUUUUUCUCAUCCAAGUCUACAGAAUGUAGAGCCUAUUAGGACAAUAGGCGAUGGAUCCAAAGGCACUCAAUCCAGCAGCAAUGGAAAAUUAUCAGAAGCUGCCACAUCGUCUACAACUGCACCCCAAAAAAUGGAAUCCGCUACCAUUGAAGAACUGUAUAAACCGCUAGGCAAUUCCAUCCUUGUCUUCUUUGAUGCGGCCAAACAUGAUAAAAAUGCGAUGUACACGGCAGCUGAAGUACGAAAAGUUUUGACGGACUACGUAAAAGGCAACAAUCUUGCAGAUCCUCGGAACCAAAAAAUGGUGAAAAUUGACGCCAUUCUCUGUGACGCCUUGUUGACCAAGCCAGAGUAUAACACCGUAGAAAAACUUGCGCGCGACCAAUUGGGUCAAAGAUUAUUGAGCAAAAUGCAGCAUUUCCACGUACUGACGCUUCCUGGAAAGGAGCCUGUCUUGCGCAAAGGCGAACCCAAGCCUGUCAACAUCACCCAAGAAAUUCGACAGGGACGCAAGACCAUUACCAAGGUGACAGGCGUGGAGGCAUUUGAAUUAGAUAUCGACGACCUGUGCAAGGACCUGACCAAAUUAUGCGCGAGCAGCGCCACCUACAAUCCUAUUCACGGCGUGAGUCCCAAAAAUCCUUUGUACGAGAUCAUGGUGCAAGGCCCUCAGAUUAAAAACGUCUCUGAGCUGUUACUGCGAAAAGGUGUACCAAAAAAGCUAAUUGAAGUGAACGAUAAGACUUCCAAAAAGGGUAAAGGCAAAAAAUAAAAAACACCAAUCUCUAAUGUUGCAGUGAAUUCGUGAGCAACAAGACCACUGUACCCAACUGAUUUGACGAGUUAGCAUUUUUCUCUGCCGUGCAAUACAGUUCUCCUUGAUUUAGGAAUCCCAGAAAACAGUGAAUCCGUGUAUCUAGAAAAUGAUCUUAAUCGAGCGGUGGCUGUAACUGCCAGCGAUAAGUGAUGCGAUUUUAACAUCCCGAAUAACAAUAUCCGUAACCAUUUUCUUUUUGAGAUCUCUCGGAGAAGCACAAAACGUGAAGCCUAAAUCGAAUUACUCCAAAUCGGAUUUGG
This is a messenger RNA of Radiomyces spectabilis, 2161 nucleotides long. RefSeq lists its product as uncharacterized. Bases 60 to 1856 code for a protein of 598 amino acids. Gene Ontology annotation, biological process: translational initiation; formation of translation preinitiation complex. Gene Ontology annotation, molecular function: translation initiation factor activity; RNA binding. NCBI's taxonomy places the organism in Eukaryota, Fungi, Mucoromycota, Mucoromycetes, Mucorales, Radiomycetaceae. The record is from RefSeq and is a predicted model, not a curated record. The transcript is spliced from 9 exons.